AUGUUUUUCAUUGUGCAUAUCAUCUACAUCACUCUAUUGUAUCCUGUAAUUACUUCGUUACAAAUUAAUUUAGCUUUCACUAAUCAAUUAAAUGAUAGUAAAAAUAACAUCAAAUAUCAACAUAAUUGUUUAUAUGGUGAUGCGUCUAUCAGCCGUCAAAAUGGUCCUUAUGAAAUUAUUGCAUAUUGUGCAGAUGAAUCAUUACUGAAGUGGAAAAUUCAGCCGAAUAGUGAAGAACAACGAUUUACUUUUGAAGAGCUUCGACGACAAAAUAUUACAAGUCACCAAUUAUAUCUUUGGUCAGCACUAGGGGUGCAUCAGCUCCAGCUCAAAAGUUCAGCUGAGCUGAGCGAAAAAGCUGUUCGAACGUUCUUUCGUGAAACACAGUUUUUCUACAAUUGUACAUUACCUUAUUUCGGUCCAUUAUGUCAAUAUACAUUUGAUGAAUACGAACCAUAUUGUACAUCAUUGAAUGAGAUCAUUCAUAAUUCUUAUCUAUUCACGUAUCAAUCCGAUACAUUCACAUGUUAUAUCCAUUUAAAAUGUAAUCGAGGUCCACUUCCAAUAUGUCUUGAUUGGACUGAGAUUUGUAAUGAAAUUAAUGAAUGUCAAGCAAAUGAAUAUCGUUGCCAAAAUGGACAAUGUAUUCCAGAAGACUUCUUUCGUGAUGAUAUUUAUAUCCCGGAUUGUUUCGAUACAUCUGAUGAAAACUUUCAACAAAAUUCGACGUAUACAUAUUGUACUACAACUGAACCAACAUUUGGUUGUGAAGACGUAGCAUGUGUGAUUCCUAAUAUUAUUGACCCUCUACGUUCUUUGACAAGCUCAUGUCUAGUUCGACGAUAUGAUUUUAUUAAGGAGCAAAUUUUAAUAAAGCCGAACUCAACAUCCGAAUUUUGUUGGUCACUAUUCAAGUGCUUUAUUAAUGUACCGACUAUUAUAGAAAAUGAAGAAUGCGAUAAAUUUUGCAGAAAGCCCAAUUGCAAUGAAUUACUUAGACAAAAUUGUAAUCAGAAUUUUUACAUACCCACCGAAUCGAAUCUAUUGGGUGGAUUAUAUUUAACAUAUGUAACAGAAAAAAUGUCCUACUCAUCGCUCAACCCAGCGUCUCCCAUUUAUGUGUGCGUAAAGGAUAGGUUUUGCGAUAAAAUGUUGUUACUUGGCAAAAUUCCAUUCGAUAAGAACAUCAGCUGUUACCUAUUGGAACAUUUUCUUCCAUCUUAUAAUCCACAGUAUAGUUAUUCUCCACUUCAAUUGAUUGAGAAAUUCAUGUUGUUAGAUUGGGCAUGUUAUUCAAUCAUUAAUAAUGGGUCUGAACUUUGUGAAAAGCCUAACAUGUACCAAUGUAUCAACAUGUCGAAGUGCAUAUCAAGAUAUCGUCUUAACGAUCAAAUUAUUGAUUGUCUUUAUGGUGAUGAUGAAUUCUUCAAUUUACCUAGAGAUGAUCAAGUGGUAUCACAAUUUGGAAAAUGUUUUACCUGUUCCCAACGAAAUGUAUGUAUCCCUUAUCGUUUAGUUAAAGAUGGCGUUUGUGAUUGUGGAGAAGAAUUUCAAACGCUUUGUGAAGACGAAAAUCCAGAACUUAUCGAUGUGAAGAAGAACAUUUCAUUUCAGAACUGUUUGAAUGGUUUUGACGAAAUCGAUUGUAAUCCGACGCCUUUAUUAAAUUGUUCGUCGAAGCAUCAUCUAUGCGUUUCGGUCGAAACGAAUCGUUUGACAUGUUUACCGCUCGAUAAAGCUGGUGAUGGCAACAUCGACUGUCUUGGUGCUACCGAUGAGCCGUCACUAUGUCAAUUCAGAGAGGAUUUAAGCAGAUGGGGCCCCUUUUAUUGUGAAGGAUAUUUUGAAACACGUUGUAUACCAAUUACAGUGUUGUGUAAUAAUUUCAAUAACUGUCUGAGCAAUGAAGAUGAACGAUUCUGUGAGAAAAAUAAUCUAACCACAUUCACCAGUAUUUGUGAGACCCCAUAUGCUUCGAUACGUUCUGAUGCUGAGAAAUUUAUAUGCGAAUAUCCUUACCAAACAGAAAGGUGGCCUAUUGUACAUUUUUCACUUGGUGAAAUUGGAAGCUCAUCAGAACCUAUACUACAUAUAGAUGACAAAACAGUAAUUCAGCAUUCGCUCAAUACACGUCGAUAUGAACAACUCUGUCAUCGUGGCCUUCACGUACGCCUUUGGUUGAACAAGAAAAAGAACUUAACAACAAUUAUAUGUCUUUGUCCACCUAGUUUUUAUGGUGAUUUGUGUCAGUACCAGAAUCAACGAGUGAGUCUUACUCUACAAUUUCGAUCAUUAUCGGAUGUCUGGCGAACCCCUUUUGCUAUAGUUAUUUCACUUAUUGAUGACAGUUAUGAACGUACGAUUCAUUCAGUUGAACAACUCAUGUAUUUACCAAUACGUGAUUGCCAAAGAAAAUUCAAUGUUUACUUACUGUAUUCAACUCGACCCAAAAAUCAAUCGAAAAAUGAUUCAAUUCAUAUUGAUUUCUAUGAGAAGAUUUCAUUGGCCUAUCGAGGCAGCUUUCUUCUAUCAAUUCCUUUUCAAUUUCUACCAAUUAAUCGUCUAGUUGUUCAACUAAAUAUAACAUAUGAUCGAGAUAUCGUCGACAGUUGCACCGAACAUCAAUGUGUUCAUGGUCAAUGCAUUAAAUAUACGAAUGUGCCAAUGAGAAUGACUUUUUGCCGAUGUCAUCAAGGAUGGUCUGGACGUUCUUGUACGAUUCCUCGUCAUUGUACAUGUUCAUCGAAUUCUUUAUGUACAGGUGUAUUGGCUAAUAAUCGAUCCAUAUGUGUUUGUCGAAUUGGUAGUUUUGGACCUCGAUGUCUUCUCAUGAAUCCCGUAUGCCAACUCAAUGGAAAUCCUACUUGUAAAAAUGGUGGCCAAUGUAUUCCUCAAGAAGAAUACGUUCACUCCGACAAGAAAUACACGUGCAUCUGUCGGAAUGGAUUCACUGGUGAGAGAUGUGAAAACCAUGAUGUAAAAAUCACGAUUUCAUUUCACAAGGAUAUUAAAUUACCAUUGACAAUACUUGUUCAUUUUAUUCAAGUGAAGAAGGGGGCUGCACAUGAACGUGCAACGACUUUCAAAACAAUCCCGCCUAAUCAAGAUUCGGUCAGUCUAUAUUGGUCACAUCCAUUUCAUAUUGUCUUUAUUGAACUUUUUAAUAAGAACUACUAUUUAACUGUUAUUCAACGAUUAUAUCAGCGAUCGUUAGUUAUUAACAAGAGAAUCAACUCAAAAGAUCGAUGUAAGCAUAUUAGUGAGUUAUUCAAUGAGACUAUGGUUCAAUUACAUCUUGUUCGUCGUAUUAAAUAUUAUCAUUUGCCAUGUCAACAAAAACUUUCUGUUAAUUUAUCUUGUUUCUACGAUGAUGUUCAUCUUUGUUUAUGUGAAAAUGAUGGUCAUCAACGCUCGGCUAAUUGUUUUAAAUUCGAGCAUGAUAUGAAAUUGGAUUGUUGA
Rotaria socialis is the source of this 3459-nucleotide messenger RNA. NCBI's taxonomy places the organism in Eukaryota, Metazoa, Rotifera, Eurotatoria, Philodinida, Philodinidae. The record is from the annotation of a GenBank genome assembly.